Diplodia corticola is the source of this 2940-nucleotide messenger RNA. RefSeq lists its product as uncharacterized. The record is from RefSeq and is a predicted model, not a curated record. The transcript has 2 exons. NCBI's taxonomy places the organism in Eukaryota, Fungi, Ascomycota, Dothideomycetes, Botryosphaeriales, Botryosphaeriaceae. Bases 1 to 2940 code for a protein of 979 amino acids.
AUGGCGGACACCAUCCGAACUGCCAGGUCUCCCACCAAGGUCACUUCUGCUCCCGCUAAGAAGAAGGCAGCCGGAAAGAAGCGCGUCCUCGACGAUGUUGAUUUCGAGUCCGAUGUUGGCACCGAGCUCCCCUCACCCAAACGCGCGAGGAAGGUCGAUACCAAGACCCCCGCUCGCAGAUCCAUCACCAAGCCCAAGAGUGUCAAGAAGGUCGACACCAAAGCUUCUAAGUCUGUCAACAACGAGAGCACUCCCGCUCCCCCCACGCCCGCCGCCGGCAGGAAACGCGGUCGUGCCACGACUAAUGUUGGCGAUACCACUCGGUCCAAGCGCCAGCGCGUCUUCAGUGUCGACACCAAAGACACUGACUCCACCAAGAACGCUGAAGCUCCCUCCGCCCUUCCCGCGCGCGGGACCCGUUCUGCUGUCAGGAUCUCAGCAAAGAAGGCCGCGAAUAAGGCUCUCACCCCAGCUGAGCCCACCCUAGUUCCGGAAGAGGCAGUCGACACCGUCCUAAGUGCCGAUGCCCAACCUGAUACUCCCGCCCCAAGGAGGGCCACACGUGCUUCGAAGAAGGCCGUUGCUUCGGAGGAACUUGUCGUCGCUGGUCCGUCCACGGAGCCGAAGGGGACGGUUGACACUCAGGUCACAACAGCCCUUACUCCGAGGAAGCGUAGACCGGCAACGAGUGGACAACAGAAGAUUACUACUUCGAGUCUUGCUACGACCGAACCCGUGAUGGAGCAGGAGGAGGCGGUCAUCAAGGCCGCUUCAAGUGUCGACGACCAGACCAUCACUGCUUCAACCCCGAGGAAGCGCGCUGCCUCUAAGCGUGCCACCGCCACCACCCGAACGAGGCGCGGUAGUCCGGUCAAACGUAGUCCGGUCAAGCGUGCCCCGAAAACAACGGCCCAGCUCUCUCCCAUCCCAGAGGAGAAGAUGCCUGUCAUUGACCCGGCUGCUGCUGCUGAGUCUGACCUGACUGCGCUCUUGCAGCAGGGUCCUGACACCAAGGGAAAGGGUAAGGGGAGGGCUGCUCGGAAGCAGCCGGUGCAGCGGGCGAGGAAGGCAGUGGGCAGGAAGGUUGCUGCGAAGCCUGAGGCGACAAGCAAGCUGUCCGGCGUCGAGGCUGGCAGGGAGCCAGCCAGCGAGAAGGAAGAGAAAAAGAAGGACGUAAAAGUCGCGGCUUCGUCUGAUGACAGGGAGCAGACAUAUCUCAGCCCUGCUGCUGCUGGUCCUUCGGCUGGCUCCAACUCCUACUUUACCAGCACCAAAGCGGCCGGGAAGAAGCGUGCCUGGGAGGAGGAAAAGGAGACUGAGCUAGACGAGUCGGAAUCCCGUCCCACCAAGCGUACGAAGACGUCGACGUCUGCCGGCAGAAACGGUCCAAUCCCCCAGCAGUCGGCGCGCUCUGGACCAGUCGACAGCGAAACCGGCGGUGAUGACGUCCACGACAAGGAUACCACCGCCGGCCAGGAGGAGCCCAACGACGACUCCGACAGCGCCGACGCCAAUUCCAACUGCUCCAGCUGCAGUAAUUCGAGCUCCUCCGACGACAGCUGCUCCUCCUCCUCCUCCUCCUCCGACAACGACGACAACCCCACCACCACCUACCCCCAAGGCACCUACCCCACCGCCUGCCUACAAAGCAACACCCUCUUCAACCCCCUCCAAGCCCGCGUCCCCUCCUCCCUCACCAUCACCCUGCACCUACAACACGCCGACACCGCGUCCAACCACCCCACCUCCUACCCCAUCCCCGUCCGCAUCCCCGUCCGCCUCCUCCUCCGCACCUCCAUCCGCACCCAAUCCCUCUACGCCCGCCACGGCCUCACCGCCCUGACCGCCCACAACAACACCACCAACACCAUCCACCUCCCCCCAUGGGCGACGCGCGACGCCCUCGUCGGCUACGCCAAGUACGUCUGCUCGGCGGGGAACCGCGUGGUCUUCUGCGCGGACGCGGACGCGGAUGACGCAGACGCAGACGCAGACGAUACGUGGUGGACGGCGGGGCGGGUGUUGGGGGCGUAUGCGGUGGCGGUGUGGAUGGGGGAUGGGGAUUGUUGUGAUGGGUUGGCAUCGGGGAUGGUUAGGCUUGUCAGGAGGAGCGGGGAGGAGGUUGGGCUGGGGCUGGAGCUGGAGCUGGGGGUGAGGGAGGUGGCGGGGUUUGUGGGGGCGUUGGGGGAGGUGGCGAAUGCUGGAUGGGAUGGGGGAGUGGGUGAUCAGGAGGAGAUUGAGGGGGGGAGUGGUGAUGUUGGGGGGGUUGUUGCCGCGGUGUUGGCGGAGGGGAGGCCGAUGCGGAAUCUGCUGCUCGACUUGUUGUGUGCGAGUCCUGAAAGGGCGGCGAGGACGCUGGCGGAACUCUCGGCUGCUGAGAGCGGUGGGUUCGUGCGGGACGGCGGCGGGGACGUCGGCUUCUUCGAGGAGUUGGAGGAGGCGUGCGAGAAGCGGAUCGAUGGCAGGUUGAAGAAGACGCCGCUGUUUAUGGGGCAGGAGAUGAGGUGGUGCGAGCGGUACCAUUUCCACCCGUACUGGUUCGCGCUCGACGAGGGCGAUGUGUUGUUGCCGAAGAGCGAGGGCGAGGGGUAUAUCGACCGGAACUGCCACGCGCUGAGGGCGCUGCACAAGGCGACUGGUGGGCGGGGCGAAGAGGAGCAGAUGCCCGAGACUCGUGGGAAGAAGGAACUGAUUGCGGAAGAGAAAGAGACGUUCCGGAGGUGGCAGAAGUGGCAGUUCGAGAACAGGGAGGAGGAUAUGGAAACGUACGAGCAGUGGAAGGGGAGGAUGAAGGACAGGGAGCAGUACAUGGAGCUUCUGAGGGAGAAACAGGGGGCGUCAGGCAUCAAACGCGUGGACGACUCUGCUACGCGCGUGUCCUGGAAGGAUGGGAGCUCCAGUGUCGAGGGUUCCGACUCUGAGGGCGAGAACGAGGACUGA